CAUUAACUAAGCCUAAAUUCUCUUUAUCAUUAAAUUUCUCAUUUAUUAUCACAGGGAGAAAUGCUACAACUUGAUGGUGCAAAUGAUAGUAUUAAAAGUACGGUGAAAAAUAGCGCAUUUCGGGUUUCAUCUUCAUCAAAUGAUACUGUAAGUCGUGAAUCAUCAGGACAUCUGGAAACUUCACCAAAUACAUUUUUUGGUGCAUCAUUUGGUUUAGCACAGCUACCAGGUGCUGUUAAAUCGGAAAAUUUAAUGCCAACAUUAUCGGAGCGUCCAGUUGCGCUGGCAGCUAUGUCCGAUGCCGCAGCUGCUACCGCAGCUGCAGUCGCUUACGAUUCUCGCAUAAUUAGUGCUACACCAUACUACAACGGUGGUUAUUCGAGUGCAAGUUACGCUGGAAUGUAUGCUGCUGGCGGAACACAAAAUUACUAUCCUGUUGUAUCGUCCUCAUUACGUGGAUCCGCUGCCGCUGCCGCAGCUACGUCAUUUCCGUUUGCUGCUGCCGCUGCAUCUCAUGCCUACUACGGUAACGGUUAUACAACAGCUCAUUUUGAUUACACAUCUUAUCCAGCAACAAUGCAUUGUUACGGUGGUCGAAGUGGUUAUUACGGGUGUUCCAUUAAUCCUGUUUCAUCAAAUUCAUCAUUAUAUGUGUGUUUCUUGAAACAUUCUUUGGAAGAUACCAUUAAGAUAAAUGAAUUAUUAAUAAAACAAUCUCAGAAUAUAAUUAAUUAA
Messenger RNA from Loa loa (African eye worm), 735 nucleotides. RefSeq lists its product as hypothetical. The record is from RefSeq and is a predicted model, not a curated record. NCBI's taxonomy places the organism in Eukaryota, Metazoa, Nematoda, Chromadorea, Rhabditida, Onchocercidae. Bases 61 to 735 code for a protein of 224 amino acids. The transcript is spliced from 5 exons.